AUGGCCACUAAACGCGCCGUCCAACUCUUCACCCUCCGCUCCCAGCCCUCCUCGGUCAUCCGCAGUCGCCAGACGCCACAACUACUGGGUUUGCUGCAGGCUCCGAGGACAAUCAGCCAUGUAGCGCGCGGACUUGACUCGCGGAGAAGAGGUGUCGCAAUUGAAAAGGCGACGAGGUUGUCAAUUGACAGUGUGCAGAAGCGAUGGGAUUCGGGUUCGGCGGGGCAGCCGGGAGACGUGAAGUUGUAUGAUUUCGAGGAUGUCCUCGAAUCCGUCGAAUCCCCAUCCUCAUCCCGCCUCCUCAUCGACGUCCGCGAACCCCACGAAUUCGAAGCAAACGCAAUUCCCACCGCCAUCAACCUCCCCGUCGUCUCGCAACCCGACGCCCUCUUCCUCAGCGAAGAGGACUUUGAAGAUCGGUUCGGGUUCCAGAAACCGCCGGUGGGCAAGGAGGUUGUGUUUUACUGCAAGUCGGGCGUGCGCUGUCAGGCUGCCGCUGGCUUUGCGAGGCAGGCCGGCUAUCUGAAUGUUGGCGAGUAUCGGGGCAGCUGGUCGGAUUGGGAGAGGAGGGGUGGGCCGGGGACGAAGAGCCCGUCUGCGCCUGGGGGGAUGGGGGAGGCCAAGGGGCCUGUGACGGAGAAUAAGCCGACGGCUAGGACGGGGAGUGCGGGGGAGGAGCAUUUGGGGCCAGAGGGUGUUCCGGAGCCGCCCGAGGGGCCGAUGGGAAAGCAGUAG
Molecule: messenger RNA, 735 nt
Organism: Plenodomus lingam JN3
Lineage: Eukaryota; Fungi; Ascomycota; Dothideomycetes; Pleosporales; Leptosphaeriaceae
Cellular component (GO): mitochondrion
Molecular function (GO): thiosulfate-cyanide sulfurtransferase activity
Source: RefSeq, a predicted model, not a curated record